AGCGCCUGAAGAGCCUGAGAAAGAAACCAGCGACCUGAGAGAGCUUCUAUCCCUAGGGCUCUUUUGCGUACGAUGACUUACCGGUAAAUAGGGAUUUUCCGAGUUUGAUGAUGGUGUUUUGGCUCUGUUUUAGUCGAACUUCUCUCAUUUCUAGUUUCGAAUUUCAAUUUUAGAUUGGAAGGAGGAUUUUUGACCGAAUACAAGUUGUUUGAGUCGCAGAGUAACUGUUCAUGGUGUUUUAAGUUCGUCUGAUUUGUUUUGUUUGUUUUUGGAUUUGAAUUGUUAUUUGGGGCUCGCCGACAUGUGGCACAGCCUCUGAACUCGAUUUGUGGUAGCUAAAGCUCUGUAACAAAUUACUGGUUACUGUUCCUCGAUUUGGGGAAGCUCUGAACUCGAUUUGUGAUAGCCGAUGUUCUGAAACGAGUUUUCUGAACUCGUUUUGUGGAAGCUUGAGCUCUGAAACGGGUGACUUCUUGCCAUAGUUGAGGUUCUGCUUCACCUGGGAGUGGAGAUGGUUAGAAAUAAACAGGGGCCAGGGGUUGCAUUUGCGGCUCGGCUGACUCGUUCAUCGUCCAGGUUUUCUGUUUUGGAAGAUUUAGAUGCAGACUUCCCUACUCUCCAUGCUGCAAUUUUGGUGAAACAGGCAAAUUCUGGAAACAAAAAGACUGAUGCGCCUAAAGUUACCCAACUGGAUGCUACUGAUGCUAUUAAUGCUGCGCCUAAUGCUACUGAUGCACGGUCAAACAAAACUGCAGAGAGUGCUCAACAGGCAGAAACGUUGGUUGACUUCCCCGCACCUGCUAAACCAGUAGGUCUGCUAGUGACUACCAGCACUGGUGCUAAACCGAAUCAAUUGUUGACUGCCCCAACUGCUAUGACUCCUACGACUCAUUCCAAAGAAGGUGGACAGAUUACUUUAACAGAAGGAAAAAUUGUUGAUGUGGAAAGAAAACCAUGGAACGAUAUGUUUAAGGACAACCGAGCCCCAACGCACGGCCUUAAACUGAAAUAUGUCCCACCCAAAGAAAAAGGACUAGACUUUGCUGAUAGAAUCUUUCCGUCUAUGAUCGAGAUGUGGGGUCACUGUCUCGUUGGAUAUUUCUCCGGUAGAUUCCCUGGAUUGAAAGCGAUUUAUGAACUCAAAAAUGAAUGGGGUGUGAAGUGCCUUAUUAGGUCCCAUGAAAAGGGUUGGGUUAUAUUCAAGUUUCAAAAUGAACAUGAUAGGACUAAAGUGUUGAAUGGUGGACCGUACUCCAUUUUUGGGAAACUACUUUUUCUUAAAGUACUCUCCGAUGAUUUCUCUUUUGAUGAUGAAGAAUUUUUAAAGGUGCCGAUUUGGGUUAAAUUCCCCAAUCUACCGUUAAUGCUAUGGAAUGAGGAGGCGAUGAGUGAAGUGGCGUCUAUGGUUGGUGUCCCACUAACUACGGACAAGGUUACCCAAGACAAGAGCAACCACAACUUUGCUAGAGUGCUUAUUGAAGUGGAUGUUUCCAAGCCACCACAAUUAUCAUUUCCUAUACGACUACCUUCUCGUAAGCUAUUCAAACAACACGUGGUAUACGAAGCAUUUCCUAGUUUUUGUUUUCAUUGCAAAGAGUAUGGACACCAUCCUUUUACUUGCAAAAUUCUGGCCAAGAAGGAGCUGACUAUAUCUGAACUUUCCAAAGCUGAUGCACAAGUAGGUGCACUGGAGAAAACUCCCAUAGAUGGUGUGCCUACUGGGACCUUGAUGAAGACUAACGAAAAACCAAGUGAAGCUUUAGAAGCUUUGGUACCUGCUGUUCCAGAGGUGGAAAUGCUGCAACCUGCUGCGCCAAAUGGAAACAAGACCACAAAGAAUUCAGUAAGAUCUCCUGCUGCACCUCCUUUUGCGCCACAAAAGGAUACACUACCUGCUGCCGUACCUGCUGCAGCAAUUCCUGCUGCAAUUUCUGCUGCAAUUUCUGCUGCAAUUUCUCAACCUGCUGCUGCACUUGCUGCUGUACCUGCUGCAGCAAUUUCUGCUGCAAUUCAACCUGCUGCUGCUCAUCCGCAAACUGCUGCAGCAAUUUCUGCAAUUCAAGUUGUCGUACCUGCUGCACCAAUCUCUACUGCAAUUCAACCUGCUGCUGCUCAUCCGCAAACUGCUGCUGGGAUUGACAAUGAAAUGGCGAUUGAAAGGGAUGCGCUUAAACUUGCUGCUGCACCUGUACCACAGGUUGCUGCCAAUGACACCGAAGGUGGUGCGGAUCCAAAGUGUGGUUGGAAACAGGUGUCCCAGCCGCUAACUGCUGCACAACCUGCGCCAGUUUUUUCAGGGGAGGAGGAUUUAAGCUGGCUGAGGAUUGUGCCUAGCUGCCCGGGAGAUAUUAUGUGCUGAGAAAGGUUGGCCUUUGGUUUGGCUUUGAUGAUGUUAUGAGUUUAGAGCAGGGGCCUUUUAUUCGAACUUUUUAGUGGGGGUUGUCCCACUUUUUGUUUUUGUGAUACAUCAUGAUCUUGGGGCCUGUCCCGAUAUUUACUAGUUUGAUGGUUUGGGAAGUUUAUAUCUAGGUUAGUUUUUUCUAACUUAGGUAGCUGACUAUGAUCUUUUGGACACAUUGUACGAUGUUAUUUUUGGGUGUUAAUACAAUUACCUUUC
Cuscuta europaea is the source of this 2617-nucleotide messenger RNA. Lineage: Eukaryota; Viridiplantae; Streptophyta; Magnoliopsida; Solanales; Convolvulaceae. The record is from the annotation of a GenBank genome assembly.